Molecule: messenger RNA, 2576 nt
Organism: Myripristis murdjan (pinecone soldierfish)
Lineage: Eukaryota; Metazoa; Chordata; Actinopteri; Holocentriformes; Holocentridae
Gene: faf2
Product: Fas associated factor family member 2
Exons: 11
Coding region: 82-1419 (445 amino acids)
Biological process (GO): ERAD pathway
Cellular component (GO): endoplasmic reticulum
Molecular function (GO): ubiquitin binding
Source: RefSeq, a predicted model, not a curated record
CGCCUCGACCACACAGCCGCCGUCAGGACAGAAAGCUGACGUCGCUUACGUUACGCCUUGCUAGAUGAUUGGCGAGGUAAGAUGGCGGCGCCAGAGGAGCAAGAAUUAUCUCAGGCGCAGACCGAAAAACUCCUCCAGUUUCAGGACUUGACAGGUUUGGAAUCAAUGGACCAAUGUCGGCGUACAUUAGAGCAGCACAAUUGGAACAUAGAGGCUGCAGUACAAGACAGACUGAAUGAACAGGAAGGAGUUCCCAGUGUGUUUAACCCUCCACCAUCCAGACCAUUACAGGUCAAUACAGCAGACCAUAGAGUAUAUAGUUACAUCGUCUCAAGGCCACAACCCAGGGGGCUACUAGGAUGGAGUUACUACUUGAUAAUGCUACCUUUCAGAUUUACAUAUUACACACUCUUGGACAUAUUCAGGUUUGCCCUGCGGUUCAUCAGGCCAGAUCCUCGUGGUCGUGUCACAGACCCUGUUGGAGAUGUUGUGUCCUUUAUUCAUAGCUUUGAAGAGAAGUACGGUCGGUCACACCCUGUAUUUUACCAGGGAACAUACAGCCAGGCACUGAAUGAUGCCAAACGUGAGCUCCGCUACUUAUUAGUGUACCUUCACGGCGAGGAUCACCAAGACACUGACGAGUUCUGCCGCUCCACCUUAUGUACAGAAGAGGUCCUCAACUUCCUCAACACACGAAUGCUGUUUUGGGCAUGCUCCACAAGCAAGCCAGAGGGAUACAGAGUGUCCCAGGCACUGCGGGAGAACACCUAUCCAUUCCUGGCUAUGAUCAUGCUGAAGGACCGUAAGAUGACAGUGGUUGGCAGGCUAGAGGGUCUCAUUCAGCCAGAGGACCUCAUCAACCAGCUCACCUUCAUCAUGGAUGCCAACCAAACAUAUCUGAUGUCAGAGCGCCUUGAACGGGAGGAAAGGAACCAGACCCAAGUGCUGAGGCAGCAGCAGGACGAGGCCUAUCUGGCUUCCCUCCGUGCUGACCAGGAGAAGGACCGAAAGAAGAGGGAGGAACAGGAGCAGCGGAGGCAAGAGGAGGAGAAGGUCCGACAGAGCGCUCUUGCAGAGGAGAGGAGACGAAGGACACUUGAGGAGGAGAAGGAGAGAAAGUCAGAAUGUCUUCCUCCGGAGCCCCCUGCAGAUGAUCCAGAAAGUGUCAAAAUAGUGUUUAAGUUGCCCAAUGAUACACGAGUAGAGAGACGAUUCCUCUUCGGGCAGUCUCUGACGGUAAUAUAUGACUUCCUGUUCUCUUUGAAAGAAACCCCAGAGAAGUUUCAGAUAGUCACAAACUUCCCCCGCCGAGUCUUGCCCUGCCUUCCAACUGAGGAGCAGCCUAACCCACCAACACUGAAAGAGGCUGGACUGAGCCGCUCCGAGGUCCUUUUUGUUCAGGACCUUACGGACGAUUAACAGAUUGCAUACCUCAUCUACAUUGAAAAUGCGUUUUUCUCCAACCCUGCCCACCCGUUUUUUUCCCUUUUUUCUUUUUUUGUUAAAUGGCCAUUAUGCACAAGGGAUCAUUGAAAUAGUCCUAACCUGGAAAAAUUUAAACCGCCCUGCAUCAAGUCCUUAUUUGGUUGUGUUUACAGGGUUCCCAAUAGCCUGGAAAGUCUUGAAUUUUAUCAAAUAAAUAUUACUUCUUGAAGCCCUUCCUUGAGCUCAUCUUUGUAUUAGCAAGGGUGAAGGAGUUUGUUUUCCAUUUCUGUACCUAGCAACCUGUUUUAUUCUUCUCAGUCAGUUGUCCUUCCUACGCUGUAUUUGUCGCACCAAAGGAUUAAUUGUGCUGAAAUGUACUGAAAUAGUAGCUUAGCUUACAUGCAAACCCAGAAUCAGAUUCCAAAUUCAUUUGUUCGGGCAACUAAGAGAGGCUGGUUGUAUAGUACUCAAAACUGAUACAUUUAGGAUAAUGCAGCAUGGAUAUGUUUGGAAUCUAGCAAUAGUGUGAAUGCAUUUUUUUUUUAAUCAUUUAAGUCAGACAAACUUAAGACUUCAUGUUUGAUCCAGUUGUCCCAAUUCAACACCCUUUUUGCCUUAAGUUUGCACAUGUGCUUUCUCCACGGUAACGGACAACCACAGAAUUGGUGUGCGUUGGGUUUGGUACUGCCAUGAUUGUUAAUCCAUGUUGUUGUGGAGAGCAAAUGUAAUACUUCAGGGAGCAGGAUGGUGGAUUUGGACAUAAAGGGAAUGUGGGAACCCUGUUUCAAAUGAGCCAUGGCCUGUAUAUAAGUUAGAUAUUUAAGAACAAACCUGAAAUUCACAGUACUUAACAUUUGUUUUUGAUCUUUUUUUAUGCAACAAGUUGACUCUUCUGUGUCAUAAAAUGACCAAAUGCAGGUUGGUUGCUAUGUAUGAGGUUGACUGCCUCAAGCUCAUUACAAAGUUUAAAAUGAAAUAUUGAGAGGAAGCCACAGCUUUUCCAUGUGGCUGUAUCUAGUGUAGUACGAGUCUGCCCAUAGUGUGCCUGUGGUUAUUCAUAGAUGCCUAUUUUGCCUGUCUAACAUCUGAAUGGGCUCGUCAUGUAAAGAUGUAAUUUUCCAACUAUAAAUUAAACAUUUUAAAAAUGUGGA